GAAGAAGAAAAAAUGUCAGUGCUAUUUCCUGAAUUAAAAUAUGAGACUUCUAACGUCUCCAGAAAUGCCCUUGAGAGUUGUUUUAUUUUUGAGAGCAAUUGGAGAAAAACAGUUUUUGAGACACAAAAACUUAAAAAAGACUGCACCGCAGCAUUUGGUAUAGGAGAGUUAAAAGAAUCCAUCAACAUGCCAUAUUUACCGGAAUUUCAAUUUUGUUCGAGAAGUUCAGCUCCACUACAGGUUCCAGAAAGGCAACAGCACUUCCACCCGGAGAUGCUUUCUGUCAGAAAUGAAGUUGUCAGCCAGAAAAAUCCCACUGACUUUGAAUUCUGGCAGUUCUUGAACAAAGAGGCUAGCUGGCAGCUCAAUAUAAGGCCCCCAAAAUGCAGUGCUGGGGAUACACAGAUCAUUCUCAAGAGUUGCCUGAAAUUAUUUUAUUCUCCUCUGUGGAUUGCACCUUUGAAAGAACAGUCUUGGCCAAGUAGGUUAAAGAAGAUGAAGCCGGUAUACUCAUUGAUGCCACUUAAGGAGAAAUCAAAAGGUUCUGGCUUUCGGGAUCCUCUCCCUGGAGCAUCACCUCAGUUCUUACAGAGACUCUCGAAAAUAGCCCUAUUGGAGAGUAACACCAUUCAUCAAGAGAUAAUUAAAAAAUCAAAAAAGGGCAAAAAACGAGACCUAAGAGACUGCUGA
Messenger RNA from Sorex araneus (European shrew), 690 nucleotides. It is a transcript of the gene C2H8orf89, whose product is annotated as chromosome 2 C8orf89 homolog. Lineage: Eukaryota; Metazoa; Chordata; Mammalia; Eulipotyphla; Soricidae. The record is from RefSeq and is a predicted model, not a curated record. The transcript is spliced from 6 exons. Bases 13 to 690 code for a protein of 225 amino acids.